CUGAAUGAAGCCUCCGCCAUAAAAAGUGCGCCGUCGUGAGGCGGUCCCUCCCUCUCUGCCUCCGUCCGUCGGCCAGGCUACAGCUUCAUUCAACCUCCACCUCCACCUCCACCUGCACCAGAAAACCAAUCAUGUCCGAGAAACUACCCUACAAAGUUGCUGACAUCAGCCUGGCUGAAUGGGGACGCAAGGCCACCGACAUCGCGGAGAACGAGAUGCCCGGCCUCAUGAAGAUGAGGGAGAUGUACGGCCAGUCCAAACCCCUGAAGGGCGCUCGCAUCGCCGGCUGCCUCCACAUGACCCUGCAGACGGCCGUCCUCAUCGAGACGCUCACGGCCCUCGGAGCUGAGGUUCAGUGGUCGAGCUGCAACAUCUUCUCCACUCAGGAUCACGCCGCCGCCGCCAUCGCCAAGGCCGGCAUUCCAGUUUACGCCUGGAAGGGAGAGACGGAUGAGGAGUACGUCUGGUGCAUCGAGCAGACGAUUUACUUCAAAGACGGCAAGCCCCUCAACAUGAUCCUGGACGACGGCGGAGACCUCACCAACAUGGUCCACACCAAGUACCCCAAACUGCUGGCAGGUAUCCGUGGAGUGUCUGAGGAGACUACAACAGGCGUCCACAACCUGUACAAGAUGAUGAAGAAGGGCGAUCUGAAGAUCCCCGCCAUUAACGUCAACGACUCCGUCACCAAGAGCAAGUUCGACAACCUGUACGGCUGCAGGGAGAGUCUGAUCGACGGCAUCAAGCGCGCCACCGACGUGAUGAUCGCCGGGAAGGUUGCCGUGGUUGCGGGUUACGGUGACGUCGGUAAAGGCUGCGUCCAGGCCCUGCGAGGGUUCGGUGCUCGUGUCAUCGUCACCGAGAUCGACCCCAUCAACGCCCUGCAGGCGGCCAUGGAAGGCUACGAAGUCACCACCAUGGACGAGGCUUCCAAAGAAGGAAACAUCUUCGUCACGACCACCGGCUGUGAGGACAUCAUCCUGGGCCGUCACUUCGAGAACAUGAAAGACGACGCCAUCGUUUGUAACAUCGGGCACUUCGACUGUGAGAUCGACAUGAGCUGGCUCAUCAAAAACGCUGCUGAGAAGAUCAACGUGAAGCCUCAGGUCGAUCGCUUCCGUAUGAAGAACGGCCGCCACAUCAUCGUCCUGGCCGAGGGACGGCUGGUGAACCUCGGCUGUGCCAUGGGACACCCAUCAUUCGUCAUGAGCAACUCCUUCACCAACCAGGUGCUGGCUCAGAUUGAGUUGUGGACGAACACAGCCAAAUACCCCCUGGGAGUUUACUUCCUGCCCAAGAAGCUGGACGAGCAGGUGGCGGCCGCUCACCUGGACAAACUCGGGGUGAAGCUCACCAAGCUGUCGGACAAGCAGGCCAAGUACCUGGGCCUGCCCGCCGAGGGGCCCUUCAAACCGGACCACUACCGCUACUGAGCCCCGGAGUCUGAGGAAGAGGAGGAGGAAGAGGAGGAAGAGGCCACGACGGGGUCGGGGUCCCGGUGUCGCUGGGAGCACUUUGAGCUUUUAACCAGGUUGCACUGUAGCUGUUUUAUCUCAGAUUCAGGGACGGUUGUGUCUUCCCCCCAAUAAAUGGCCUUUUGUAACAAAUGUACUUUCAUCUAUUGAUUUGAGGUGAUUUUUUGCAAAUCUUUAUUUGCCAUUUAAAGCAUAAAACCUCCCUAAAAAAUGGACCUAGUAAAGAUAAAGUUUGCGAUGCUUUUCAGCUUUAAGACACGUUCACCUCGUCUUCUGCUCAGCGACGCACCGACCGUCACCGUCUCUCUCGCCUCAAAGCUCUUCUGAAACGCCAUCAAGUGCUACGUGGAUGUUUUUCAUGAUAAUUCCUCUCGUUGUCUGUCAUUCCCUCUUCAUUUGUGGAACAGUAGAAACCCUGGUACCAGGCUUAAGGAUCGGAGGUUAGAACGUCGUUUCUGUGAGGCAUUUAUUCCUACGCUGCCUUCUGUUAGCACUUAGUCAGAUAAACGUUGUACUUGAACUGUGUGGGCGUGCUCAUUAACGGCUCCCCGGGCGUUUCACCGCUCAUCCAGGUCCAGGAGAGACGAGAGGCGGCGCUGCCAAAGACACCAAAGCCUUUUCAGUUCUUGCCUCACCUGUAAAAGUCUUAUUCUUUUUUUGUUUCCUACUUUUUCUUUUCUUUGUGAUUUUAUUUAAUUUGACUCGGAGGGCCAAAUAUGCACACCAUCCUUCCUUCUCUCGGUUUAUUUUCUCUCUCAUUGGUCUGUGUGAAAUCCAUUUGGGUUUUUUCUGAUCGUGGAUGUAAACGGCUCAGGUCGAGGUCAAAGUGUCACGGUUGUCAACGGUUACGGCCUGAAAUAAGAGUUCAGCCAUUCACGAGUGAGGGUUCGAUGUUGAAACUGUUAAAUGUGAAGAGAAAUAAAAAAAUACCUGAAAUGAA
This is a messenger RNA of Cololabis saira (Pacific saury), 2415 nucleotides long. It is a transcript of the gene ahcy, whose product is annotated as adenosylhomocysteinase. Gene Ontology annotation, biological process: L-methionine cycle. NCBI's taxonomy places the organism in Eukaryota, Metazoa, Chordata, Actinopteri, Beloniformes, Belonidae. The transcript has 11 exons. Gene Ontology annotation, cellular component: cytosol. Gene Ontology annotation, molecular function: adenosylhomocysteinase activity. The coding region runs from base 132 to 1433 and encodes 433 amino acids. The record is from RefSeq and is a predicted model, not a curated record.